Messenger RNA from Sinocyclocheilus rhinocerous, 4556 nucleotides. Its product is annotated as neuronal PAS domain-containing protein 2-like. Lineage: Eukaryota; Metazoa; Chordata; Actinopteri; Cypriniformes; Cyprinidae. Bases 601 to 3132 code for a protein of 843 amino acids. Gene Ontology annotation, molecular function: protein dimerization activity; DNA-binding transcription factor activity, RNA polymerase II-specific; RNA polymerase II cis-regulatory region sequence-specific DNA binding. The transcript has 22 exons. The record is from RefSeq and is a predicted model, not a curated record. Gene Ontology annotation, cellular component: CLOCK-BMAL transcription complex; cytoplasm; nucleus. Gene Ontology annotation, biological process: circadian regulation of gene expression; regulation of transcription by RNA polymerase II.
GGCGUGUGUGUGUGAGGCUGCGGGCGGUUACUGAUGUCGUUGGCUGAGUAUUGAGCUCCCAUCUGACCUACUUUCGUACUUCGCAUCAGCUCAGCGCUGUUUACAGGCGCUCGUGAGCGGAGGAUGUGGACCCGGUAGCGAAAACACGUAGCCGAAACGCCGAGUCGCGUGCUCUCCUCUGCCGCUUUAUCCUGGGAUCCUUCAGUUAGUGUGUUUUGUGCAUAUUUCGUCCCGUGUCCGACUUCAGAGUGGCUCUUUCGUGGGUUGUUUAUGGUGAAGUCGAGCUCACUCGUGACUUCAAUAUGAGAGGCGCGGACGAAGGCAAAAGUGAAGUGUGGACCUGUCCUUAACGCACGGUUCUGCUGUUUCCAUCACUAACUAAAGCAUUUAAGGACUGGCUAGCCGUAAGAACAUAACUGCAGCAUCUCUUGGCUGCCAAUCAUUAGUGGGGUAACACCAGUGGCUGGCUAUCAGAGAUUUGUGAGUAGUGGCUAACCACUGGCAUUGGGUGGUUAGUGUGUGGUGUCUAUUUGAAUUUCUGUGGGUGUUUCGAGUGUAGAAGACACGAAUGGGACACGCCAGCCUUUCCAGACGGCCUGAAUGGGAGAAGGAGUGAGCAUGGACAACCUUUCGGAGUUUGGAGGCCUUUGUCCGUCCACCCGGAGGGAAUGGGACACAGGCAGCUGUGUGGAUGAUUUAAUGGAUGAAGAUGAGAAGGACAAAGCAAAAAGGGCGUCCCGUAAUAAAUCAGAGAAGAAGAGAAGAGACCAGUUCAAUGUUCUCAUUAAAGAGCUGUGUACAAUGCUGCAGGGUCAAGGUCACCCCCGCAAGAUGGACAAAUCCACCAUCCUGCAGAGGACCAUUGACUUCCUGCAGAAACAGAAAGAGAUCACUGCGCAAACAGAAUCUUGUGAGGUCCGGCAGGACUGGAAGCCUUCUUUCCUCAGCAACGAGGAAUUCACCCAGUUAAUGCUGGAGGCAUUGGAUGGUUUCCUAAUAGCUCUUACUACAGAUGGGAAUAUCAUAUAUGUAUCUGACAGUGUCUCGUCUCUCAUUGGUCAUCUGCCGUCAGAUAUGGUGGACCAGAACAUUUUGAACUUCCUGCCAGAACGAGAGCACGGAGAGGUGUAUAAACUUCUGUCAUCACACAUGCUCUUGACGGAGCCUUCUGCUGUGGACCUACUCAACAGCAAUGAGACGCAUGUUGAGUUCUGCUGUCAUUUAGCAAGGGGGAACAUUGACCCGAAAGAACCACCCACGUACGAAUAUGUCAAAUUUGUUGGAGAUUUCAAGUUUCAUAAUAAUGUGCCUCUGUCCUCAUGUAACGGUUAUGAGCUGGCAUUCCCACGCACGCUGCAGUCCUCACUAGAGGAGCAGAUCUGUCUCAUAGCCACAGUGAGACUUGUGACCCCUCAGUUCCUGAAGGAUCUGUGCAACGUGGAGGAUGUGUGUGAUGAAUUCACAUCAAGACACAGUCUGGAAUGGAAAUUUCUCUUCUUAGAUCACAGGGCCUCUCCUAUCAUUGGGUACCUGCCGUUUGAGGUUUUGGGGACCUCGGGUUAUGAUUACUACCAUGUGGACGACCUGGAGCUGAUUGCUCAGUGUCAUAAACAAUUGAUGCAGUGUGGGAAAGGAAAGUCCUGUUACUAUCGGUUUCUGACUAAAGGGCAGCAGUGGAUCUGGCUACAGACACACUAUUACAUCACAUACCACCAGUGGAACUCCAAACCAGAGUUUAUCGUCUGCACACACAGUGUGGUCAGCUAUGCUGAAGUCCGAGCAGAGAGAAGGAGAGAGUUUGGAUUGGAGGAAAGCUCAUCUGAUAUGGCAACAUCUUCAAUCAAGGGGCAGGAAGUGUUUUUGGAUAUGUGUCCUCCUUUGGAUGCUACACGGGAAAGAAUCAGCAGCGCUCGAUCAGUGUCAUCACAAAGCUCUAGAAAAUCAUCACACACAGCACUGUCUGACUCUGCAUCGAACUCAUCUGUGAGGUACACAGAAGCGUGCACUUCGUCACGGCAGUCUGUUUCCAUUGGUCCUGAGAAGAGUUCCAGCAGAAUGCCACAUAGUGGAUCAAAGGCCCUGAUUCAGAGGCAGAGCUCCUCUGAACCCACGUCACUCUCCCCCUCCUGCAGUCAGCAUUCCACUAUGACACAGUCUCUGUACGGAUUCCAGCAGCCUCAGUUAGGCGUCAUGCAUCAGCUGAAAGAGCAGCUAGAGGAGCGGACACGCAUCCUACAGGCCGACAUCAAAACACAACAACAAGAGCUGCACGACAUUAAAGAGAAACUACAACUCGCUAAUCUACAGAUGUCACUCCAGCAGCCGAUACAGGGAGAGUUUACCAGUUCUGGUCUGCAGCAGCAGGGUCCAGGCAGGCCGUCCCAACACAGCACCCACCCUCAACACUGUGUUUCACAUUCAUCACACACACUGCUCAGAGAACAGCCCAGUAGCUCAUCUGCUCAGGGGCAGCAGAGACUGGUUCAGACUGGACACAUGCAGGCCGUCAGUGUUCCAAUGCAGACACACACCAGUCUCACCACACCCUUCUAUAGCAACCCAGUGAUGUUCUCACCCAACCACGGACACCGAAACCAGCACGACACACACUGCCAAAGACACACAGACUACAGCCAAGACGGACAGCUACGGAUGCUACUAAACCAACCAAUGCAGACGCUUGUACCAGACAGCAAUGGGGGGGCCCAGUCUUCCCAAUGCAGCUCGACUAUUCAACAAACCAAAUAUCCUCUGGACCAGCAGAUGAUGGCUCCUUCCUUCCCUGUGCAGCAGGUGAAUUGCAACGCUGUGCUUGUCCCUUCCCCCGUCUUCACCUCACCAAUCAUGAUCCCCCAUAAUAGUUUCAUCACCCAUCAGGCCACGCCCACCUACACGCCUCACCCGUCGGCUGCCCCACACAGCUUACCACUACAACAACCUCAGCAGUUCUUUCAGAUGCAGCCUCAGGGUCUGAUUCACAGUGCUCCCACUCAGGCCUUAUUCCACACCCAUAGCAUUCCGCAGCAAAGUACUGUGGGAUACGUACAGCCACAACAGCAGCAACAACAACAACAGCAUCAUCACUCACAGUCCGGGAACCUGUCGGACUACAGAAACAUUCUCCCACGGUAGCCCCGCCACCUGGAAAAGCCAAGAGGUUGCCGGGAAAGCACGUUGAGCGUUUAGCUCAGAAAGGCAUGAUGGGAAGGGACUCUCUCGGCUCAGGGGAAGGCUCACGAGCGAGCCAAACCAAAAUCGAGAAAGCCAAAGUCCCUCAAAGUUCCCAUGACAGCAAAUGAUGGUGAUAACACCACAAGGCCCAAGGACUCUGCCUGGCCUGGACUGUACUGGAUGCUGGGAUACGUAGGAAGAGCCUGCAGGGGUGUGAUCCAUCUGUUAUUCAUGGAGACAGAGGUCACAGAGCAGUCAAGCAGGCACUUUGAUCGAUACGUAAAGGACAGAAAGCCGUGGAGGGUUUUUGGUACUGUAAUGUUACAGUUAUCUGGACUUUUUAACACAAACAUACACAAAUAAGACAAAAUCAAUGAAUGCCCAAGUAAUGCCUUGACAGAGCUUAAACUCUGCUGCGUGUGUUCUGCCCUCAAUCGCAUACUAAAAUACUAACUAAAAGAGAAAUCGCCCCAACAAGAAGAAGAAAAAUACACGGUCAUGAACUGUUUUUCAUGCAUAAUAUUUCAUGUGUGUGUGAGCUGAUGGGAGGAGCUGGGCAUAAUUCAGCAAAGACCCAAAUAUAUUUUAAAAAAUAAAUAAAUUGGCUUUCUGUUAUCAUGUGCAGAGCAGGUUCGCCCCCACGUAAAGAAACUUGAAUCACAAUGUAUAUUUCAAAUAUUUAAGAACACUUUAAAAGUUCGCACUAGGGCAAACUUUCCUACUGCUGAGUUCAACUCAAUCCCUGUUACUCUUUGUUUCUCGAUCCACUGUACUGUACAUAUAGUUUCUGCACAUAUUGGGUUCCGGAUCAUCAUAUUUCAGUACUUUUAUUUCAUAUUUAGGUCAGCAUCUAAACAUAGCUGCUCAUGAGAAGCACGUUGGCUUCCCUGAUCGAACAGUUCUUUAAGUUUUCAGCCGUGCUUGUGGUCCGCAUGUCCACACAGUAAAUCUACAUUGAUUUGAUGUCAAUAUGAGCACAACAGAUGUGCUUUAAUAUUUAGUUUCAGUAUUACACAGGGAUGAAGCUCUGUCUAAUUUAUGCUUCGUAGAAGAGGGACUUUGUGAUUGUUUUUUGGUGGUGGGCGCAAGUGCCGCAGCAGUUAAACUGCAAAAAUGAAGAUAUAAAAUAAUGACAGGUUGAAUGAUUGAAGACAAUCAUAAUGUCAGGGCUGCAGAAAUGGAAAUGUUCUCAUCUGCCUGUAACUUGGGCAAAGUGUUUCACAAAUACAACGCAAAUAUUAGUAAACAAAACACUUUUUAUUUACUUUUUAUUUUUCCCAUGACAUUUUUUUAAUUAUUUUUGGGGAGUUGAUGUAGACACGCAAGUUGUGAACACUUAAAGACUAUUGGGACAGGGAAAAAAUCUGACUAUUGGAAAAUCAUUU